UCCGUAUACUCGUAGAAUGCAACGCACACGGUAGCAUUAUAUCUACCUAUAAGUCGUUGCAAAGCUUUUAAGUAAUUAAUAUCGUCGUCCGGUCCGGUACAAUUCGCUAUGUACUUACUGCAAAUGAUAUUAGAACACGCAAAGGCCACACCCGCCUAUUUGGAAAUAUCAACAGCUGAAAACAGUUGGAAUCCGCUCAGAAAUGGGAAACAAAGUUACCGUAUUUAGCGAAGCUCAAAUCGAAGAUUAUCAAGAUUGUACGUUUUUCACUAGGAAAGAAAUUUUAAGGGUAUUCAAGAAGUUCAGAGAAACAUGUCCAGAUCUAGUUCCACAAUGUAUGCCUGGAAAUGAAGCUGCAACAGUUAAAGUGCCAUUAGAAUACAUGGAGAAGUUACCAGAAUUAAAAGAAAACCCAUUUCGUAAAAGAAUCUGCGAAGUAUUUUCUCGCGAUGGAAAAGGAAAUCUAACAUUCGAAGACUUCCUAGACCUAUUAUCAGUCUUCAGCGAACAAGCUCCGAGAGAAAUCAAAGUAUUCUACGCGUUUAAAAUAUACGAUUUCGACGGCGAUCGUUACAUAGGCUUAUCGGAUCUAGAACAAGCAGCUCACUUAUUAACACGAAAUGAACUGAGUUCCGAAGAAAUCACUCAAAUAGCCGAAAAAGUAAUCGAAGAAGCUGACGUCGACGGUGAUGGGAAACUUUCGUACAUGGAAUUCGAACACGUUAUCUUGAGGGCUCCUGAUUUCUUGGCUACAUUUCAUAUUCGAAUUUGACUGCAGUUUUUGCUCUGUUUGAAAAACAAUUACGGUUCUACGACGAACGACGACGAUAGCUGCGUAACCUGGAAGGAAAAUUUCAACUUCAACCUUCUUCGUUCGAAUUACCUACGAGAGCAAUAUAAAUGAAUAUUUUCUUACGGUUAAAAGUGGCUAAAAUAAACGAAAUUCUCCACCAA
Planococcus citri (citrus mealybug) is the source of this 954-nucleotide messenger RNA. RefSeq names its product Calcium and integrin binding family member 2 (gene Cib2). The record is from RefSeq and is a predicted model, not a curated record. NCBI's taxonomy places the organism in Eukaryota, Metazoa, Arthropoda, Insecta, Hemiptera, Pseudococcidae. The coding region runs from base 203 to 772 and encodes 189 amino acids. Gene Ontology annotation, molecular function: magnesium ion binding; calcium ion binding. Gene Ontology annotation, biological process: calcium ion homeostasis. The transcript has 5 exons.